Messenger RNA from Anopheles nili, 600 nucleotides. RefSeq names its product gustatory and pheromone receptor 32a-like. The coding region runs from base 1 to 600 and encodes 199 amino acids. Gene Ontology annotation, biological process: sensory perception of taste. The record is from RefSeq and is a predicted model, not a curated record. Gene Ontology annotation, cellular component: membrane; dendrite; neuronal cell body. Lineage: Eukaryota; Metazoa; Arthropoda; Insecta; Diptera; Culicidae. The transcript has 4 exons.
AUGAUAAAUAAGAUUGUGAAAAGGUUGCUUCGGUGUCAAACUUCGAGAAAUAACUUACGCAGAGCUGCUCAGCGAAGGGCAGAAAACGCAGCUUCCACAAUGUUGCAAAUGUAUAUGCUUCAUUGUAAAAACAUUUUAAUUGAAAAGAAAUUUAUGAACGCUUUAAACUUUUCUGUAAUGAUGCUGACUGGAUGGUAUUUUUUUAUGAUAGUAUAUUCGAUAUAUUACACCUAUAUAACUGCUUUGGAAACAUUCCAAAGAAGUUUAGGAUCGAAUGAUAUUAAAGAAUAUUUAAAUCCAAUGAUGUUCGUUGUAUAUCAAUGUAUACAAUUGUAUCUACUUGUGUUAGUUCCUACAGUAUGUACGGAACGAGCCAAAAGGAUGAUCGGUUUAUUGAACGUAAUUAGCGUUAGUCACCACCAUUGCCCAGUUCCAGAACGAUUGCUAGAAACACUGAUGGUAGACUGCAUGCAGCAGAAUUAUUCAAUAAGUAACUACGGGAUGUAUGUUUUGAACAGGAGUCUUUUAUUUGGGAUGAUAGCAACCAUGACGAGUUAUUUGAUUAUUCUUAUACAGUUCCAUAUUCAGAAAUAUGAGUAA